Messenger RNA from Bathycoccus prasinos, 2025 nucleotides. RefSeq lists its product with no specific name. The record is from RefSeq and is a predicted model, not a curated record. NCBI's taxonomy places the organism in Eukaryota, Viridiplantae, Chlorophyta, Mamiellophyceae, Mamiellales, Bathycoccaceae. The transcript is spliced from 2 exons. Gene Ontology annotation, cellular component: endoplasmic reticulum; COPII-coated ER to Golgi transport vesicle. The coding region runs from base 1 to 2025 and encodes 674 amino acids.
AUGAACGCAUCGUUGACCGGUAAAGGUGGUAAAGGUGGUGGUAAUGGUGGUAUUAGUGGUUCAGGAGGACUGAUUUCGCGCCGGACGACGAGCAAUGGCGGCGCGAACUCGUUACCCGGGGAAUCGCCAUCCAACGAAACGUUCGUCACGCAGACGUUAAAAACAGUCGACGUGUUCAAAAGAAACGACGCUUUAGAAGAGUUUAGCAAAGAAGGCUCGAACAAAGGCGGCGUGUUGACGCUCUUAUUCGCGUGGUUUAUUUUUGGAUUGGUCACUUCGCAAGUGCAAAAGCUAUUCGCGACGUCGAUGAGGACGGAUUUGAGCGUCGAUCACGACAUGGAUCCGACUUUGGUCAUGCAAUUUGAUGUGAGCUUUCCCGCGAUUAACUGCGAGCACCUUUCUGUGGAUUUAGUCGAUGCGGUUGGUCACAGAGCGUUCAACUUGAGCGGUGAGAGCAUUUAUAAGCACUCGAUGUCGAAAGAAAUUCCGUAUUUGGCGAUCGAACACGCGACGAUGGGUGUCGGGUCGAGGCAACAUUUUCACGCGAUCGCGCCGAGGUCGCUACACCCGUAUUGGGAAGGAGAUGAAGGUAAACCCCUAGGACGAAUCGUGCAAGGCGACGAGUUCGAUUAUAUCGUCGGCGAUGACGAUAAUGAAUACGGCGGUGAAGUAAACGACGAAGAAGAGGCAAAUGACAAAAGCAGUCUCGAGCAACGACGAGACGAGUACGGAUACAGGCGUUUUGCUUUGCUCUUAAACUCGGAAAAUUUCAAGAGAAACGUCAACGCACACGGAGUUCUUUUAGUGAAUUUCCACGCGCCUUGGUGUUCGCACUGUGCAGCAUUGGCGCCGCACUUUGAACGAGGCGCUCAACUCGUUCAAAAAGCUCUCGCAAAGUCGUUGAACUCGAGACUUUCUGCCGCGUUCGCCGGCGUGGACUGCACCGCGGAGGAAAAUAAAAAGCUUUGCGACGACGAAAAGAUACUGGCCUACCCGACGAUACGAGUGUAUAGAGGAAGUUCGAGCGACGCAAUCUUGCUCAAUAAGAGUAAAGGAGACAUUCGUCAUUUCGAAGUCUAUCACGGACCAAGGACAUCAGAAGCUAUGGCCGAAUUCACACUGAGUUUGUUGCGAACGAUGCGGGAAAACGAUACUCGAACGAUAAACGAUGCGCCUUCUACAUCUUCUUCUUUUUCUUCUUCUGAUGGAGGUGGGGGCGAAGAAGAAAAGCCACCGAGAAACGUUCGGGCGCAUCGCUUAGGGUACGAUUUCGAUAGAGAUGGUCGACAUGAAUCCACCGUUCGCUCGUCUGGAUGUACGGUGGAAGGAAGGAUUCGUUUGGCGAAGGUUCCGGGAGCCGUAUAUUUUAGCGCUCGAAGUUACGGCCAAACCAUCGAUCUUCACCGAAUCAACAGCACUCACAUCAUCAACCACUUUUCGUUCGGCGAGUACGUGCCAACAACGUCGACGAAACGUUCGUACGUCCCCAAGAAGUUUCGUAAAGCGUGGUCUUUAGCGGCCAAAGACGGCGGCGGUAAAUUCGCCACGGAGAAAGGCUUCGCGAAAGGCGAAAACAUUUUCAGUUCGCAGCAUAGAAAUACCAUCCACGAACAUCACAUGCAAGUCGUCACCCGGUCUAUCGUUCCGUUGAACGCGGCUACGUUGACGUUGAACGAAUACACGUUCUCUUCGAAUAAGUUCAAAAUCUCACCUUCGUCUGCGCAACAAGAGAGUUCGUCGUAUUUCGACGGCGUUCACGGCGAAGAUAACGACUUCUCCAACGGCGCGACGCACGCGAUAUCGAAGAGAGGCGCGUACGUCAAGUUUACCUUUGCAAUAUCACCGAUAGCGAUUUCGCACGUUGAAACGGAACAGAAUAUAUUCGAAUGGUUGAUUAGUUCAGUGACGGUUCUCGGCGGCGUCGUCGCGUUUACGUUUGCGCUCGAGUCGAUGUUACACUCGAGCGUUCGAAAAGCGGCGAGGAUGUAUCGGAAAAGAAUGCUCGCCGCCUCCAAGUGCACGUGA